AUGGUGGCGCCGUCGUGCUGCCUGGAAUAUCGCCCCACCGCCACUCUUCUCUUCAUCAUUCUCUUUGUCAUCUUCCCGCUGAUCUACGUCUGCGGACGGGUUUGUUUUUUUCUUUUUUUAAUAAGCUGGAAAUUUGAAUAAAUAAAAAAAAAUAAAAAUGCAAAAAAAAAUAAAAUGAUAAAGAAAAUUAUAAUGAAUGAUAGAUAAUGAAAAUAUAUAAUGACGACAGAUGACAGGGUUUUUAUAGCGGUUUUAGUGUAAUUUUGAUUGGGCGCGGCGUAGCUCAACAGGUUGUGUGCCUGUCUACGGUCCACAGGGUCACAAGAUCGAUCCUCGACCCAAUCAAGGGGAUUAGGAAAUGUUGGUAGUGGAAACCACGGCUUCAUAAUCCCCAGCCGUCACACACAAGGACGGAUGUCACUCGAGCCAGUCCACUGAUUAUUACUGAUAUGAUGAUAAAAUAUCGUCUAAUCGACUUGAGACGCCGACGCCGCUCAAGCGGUAUAAAAGGCGUAGGAAGAAGAAGAAGAAGUAUAACAGUUUACAAGGGUUUUCAUAGCGGUUUUUGUGUAAUUUCGACUUGGCUGAAAUCUACUUCAGGACCUCCUGAAUCUCAAGGAAUAAACAAUUUCCGUAUUUUUGCAUUUCAGUCGAGUUAUGACACUUCAAAGGCUUCAAGUAGCGCUUUUUUUUCUGAGAGUUUUAAAAUCGGAGCGUUGUAGAUGGACUGUAAGGUUGAAUUCGAUAAACAUUCCUUUUUCUGAAAUCAAUGGUCCUGAAAUAGGGCCCAAGUAGGUGGGAAGCGGGGUUUUAAUAUUAUGGUUGAGAAUUUCCUGAAAAUCGGCUAGAAAACUCCUUGGUGUAUCAGAAGGAGAUCCGGGAAGUCUCAACCUGCACAACUUCCCAGUUUUUCAGGCAAUAAGGGCUCAAAGUGAAGUUUCUAGAAAUUAAUAAUAAUAAUAGAUCACAUGGAAGGUAAAACCACUAUACCUAGCCGGUAGCAUCCAGAUACCGACCAGGCACCAUAGAGAUAGUACCCGGUCGCAUACAAACGACGCCGAUUGGAUUUGAAGUUGCUACCCGGUAGCUAUAGCUGAUUCACGGCUCAAUUGAUCCAUCGUAAAAAGGGUCCUGACACGAUAAUGCACGAGAUAGCGCUGGCUCGUGGAGAGCGCAGACAGGACACGCCCCCUUAGCGUCCCAAGCUAGCCGUGAAUCAGCUAUACCUGUAUCGACCUCCCGAUUGUGUAUAAAAGCCUGAUUACACAGAUCGUUGUAUCUCGCCUGGCCACCAGCCCAGCUAACUCACCUUGCCAAACGUCCUGUGGAGCAGAAGGAAGUGGUAGCAGGAGUCAGUCGUCCGUGGGCUCUGGAGAUCCACAGGGCGAUUGGCAGGGCGACUGAGUUGGGCUGGUGGCCAGGCGAGAUAUGAGGAUCUGGGGAAUCAGACCUUUAUAUAGUGGAUUUAUCUCGCACGUGAUCUAUUAUUAUUAUUAUUGGCAUGAAAAAGUGUACGCGAAAACCUUUUUUGGCACGGAAAAGUGAUUUCAUUACUACAUACGUGAUCAAUUGGAGGUGGUGCCGUAGCUCAACAGGUUGUGUGUCUGUCUACGGUCCAUAGGGUCACAAGUUCGAUCCCCGCCUCGACCCAAAAGGGGUUUAAGAAAUGUUAGUAGUGGGAAUAGUCUUUUUAAUAGAUCUUGGGAGUCUUUUUUGCGAAAUUUGAGGGGUUUUUUCCUCAAAAACUGAGAAGUUGAGCAGCUUGAAACUUCUAGAAUUUUUAUUUGAUAAAUCAAUGACUUUUUUUUGAUAAAUCUGGUCAAUGUUUAGGGAAGGGACAGGCUCCAGUAAAAUUACCUCCCUUGUCAGUCAAAUUCCAUCAAAAGUUCCACCGAAUGCCCAAAAAAUAUAUUUUUUAGAGUUAAUUUCUGAUGAGACUGCUGAGCUUGUUCCGGAAAGAAUUUCAGCCAUUUUCAGGUGACAACUUGCGCCCUAACGAUAGUCUUCCGAAUAGCCAAGGGCCUCUGUCAGUUCCUGUUUUUCGAGCCGGAGGAGCUCGACGAAGAAGUUUCGAAGCAGCUCGAAGAGCGCGAGAAACGUCGGGCCGAGCGACGUCGACGACGAGAGGUUCGUAUUUUGGAUGGUUCUUGAAAAAUUACCGAAAAAUGUAGUUUUUGAGCAAGUUUCGUCGAAAAAACGACAAAAUUUAUUCAGAAAUACCAUUUCAGUGUAGUGUUUUUGACUUGAAAUUCAGAAAAAGGUGUAAUUUUUAGAUUCAAUCUGAAACACGGCUCCAAGAAGAGUUUAGGUUUCAUACGGAGGUUAUUUUAGUCCGAAGUUUAGAAAUUCUUAAUAAUCGGCCAACCUCUGCGUCUAAUGUAGUCAAGGACCUCGAAGAGUCUCCGAAAAAGCUUUCAAAAGUUCCAAAAUCCAUGCCAAAUAAGUCUGUUUCAUCGGAACCAUCAAACAAACCCUUUUCAGCAAAAAAUCCAGCUGAAAGCCCAGUUACUGCGGGCUCAGUUCGUCGAGGCGAGCGUGACGGCGGAUCCCGUCGAGCUGAUGCUCAACGGCGACAUCGCGCCCCUCACAGCCCUUCCUGACGUCCCCACGACGACAGUCACGACGACAAAGGUCGUCGUCGAGAAGAGCAGCGACAUCAGCGACUCGCUCAACUCGGAGAACGAGACCGAGGAGUUCGUCGCCAACGGCGUCGACCACCAUCGCAAGCCCCUCAACGGCGUCCUGACCAAUGGACACGCCAGGAAAUAG
Molecule: messenger RNA, 2769 nt
Organism: Caenorhabditis auriculariae
Lineage: Eukaryota; Metazoa; Nematoda; Chromadorea; Rhabditida; Rhabditidae
Source: the annotation of a GenBank genome assembly